This is a messenger RNA of Puccinia graminis f. sp. tritici CRL 75-36-700-3, 177 nucleotides long. RefSeq lists its product as uncharacterized. Lineage: Eukaryota; Fungi; Basidiomycota; Pucciniomycetes; Pucciniales; Pucciniaceae. The record is from RefSeq and is a predicted model, not a curated record. The coding region runs from base 1 to 177 and encodes 58 amino acids. The transcript is spliced from 2 exons.
AUGGCUGAGUAUCUUGCUCAAGUGGGCACCAUGCCAGCUGAGUUCAUGGUUUUUGCAGAAGCCUCAACCGACCUAAGGGACGUGCUCCUUCUGGACAACGAAGCUACCAGCAAACCAAACACUCAAAUGCUAAGCGAUACUCGGUACUUCCAGGCAUCUCGCUCUAUGGUGUUCUAG